CUCUCUCUCUCUCUCUCUCUCUCUCCUCAGAUCAUCAAAAGUUCGAACACAAACCAAAACCGAGGUUUGAGUUCGUAACUUCCUUUUAAUCACUCCAAUUGAAAAAGUUACAGAAUCUGCAGUUCGAUUCAAUUUAUGGCUCCAGUUUCUGCACUCGCCAAGUACAAACUCGUGUUCUUGGGGGAUCAAUCGGUUGGCAAAACAAGCAUCAUCACUCGGUUCAUGUACGAUAAAUUCGAUAAUACAUAUCAGGCGACAAUUGGUAUUGAUUUUCUGUCAAAGACUAUGUAUCUUGAAGAUCGAACAGUUCGUUUGCAGUUGUGGGAUACGGCUGGACAGGAAAGAUUUAGGAGUCUCAUUCCAAGCUAUAUUAGGGAUUCCUCUGUUGCAGUUAUUGUGUAUGAUGUUGCAAGUCGGCAGUCUUUCCUGAACACUUCAAAAUGGAUCGAGGAGGUUCGCGCUGAGAGGGGUAGUGAUGUUAUUAUUGUUCUUGUCGGAAACAAAACCGAUCUCGUGGAAAAAAGGCAAGUCUCGAUAGAAGAAGCAGAAGCCAAAUCUCGUGAUUUAAAUGUAAUGUUUAUUGAAACCAGUGCAAAAGCUGGAUUCAACAUCAAGGCACUGUUUAGGAAAAUUGCUGCUGCAUUACCAGGAAUGGAAACACUUUCUUCAACGAAGCAAGAAGACAUGGUUGAUGUGAAUCUGAAGUCUACCAGCGCGAGUGCAUCACAGUCCCAAUCUCAGUCAGGUGGAUGUGCUUGCUGAUAAAAGUAAAUGACUUGAGCCUUGCAUAUCUCUCUUCCAUUGCCUGCUGCCUACAUUUUCCCGGGAUAUAUAAACAUUUCAUUUUACUUUUUCCUUAUUUAAGUAUCUGAAAGGGGUAUGACCUGUUCUUACUCUUCGUGAGAAUCCUCCAAAUCAAACACAAGAGACGGAAGAAGUUAGCAGUAGAAAGAACCCCAGUACGAUUAAUUGUCGUGUUCGUUAGACUUGUCAUAGUUUGAUUGAUGUGUAUUAAGAUUAUUAGCUUGAAAAGAUUUUGACUCCUUUGCAUUUCAUGUUGAGCAAUGUUCUUCAAAAUUUAUAUCUAAGUAUUUGGUGCGGAUAUCUUCCUGGUUUGAGAAACUGAGCUCCACGCUGCAGCGCAGAGUUAAUAGUAAUGCCAUUAUGUGUUUGUAAAA
This is a messenger RNA of Cornus florida, 1178 nucleotides long. Its product is annotated as ras-related protein RABH1b. The coding region runs from base 136 to 762 and encodes 208 amino acids. The record is from RefSeq and is a predicted model, not a curated record. Lineage: Eukaryota; Viridiplantae; Streptophyta; Magnoliopsida; Cornales; Cornaceae. The transcript is spliced from 6 exons. Gene Ontology annotation, molecular function: GTP binding; GTPase activity.